Macrosiphum euphorbiae (potato aphid) is the source of this 3315-nucleotide messenger RNA. The record is from the annotation of a GenBank genome assembly. NCBI's taxonomy places the organism in Eukaryota, Metazoa, Arthropoda, Insecta, Hemiptera, Aphididae.
AUGGCUAUCGCUGACGCCGUUCUUGAUGAGCCGCCUACGUCCUCUUCCACGAUCGAAUCCAACAUUAACAGUAGCUCAAACAUACAACUUCCAAAGAUUGACUUACCAAAAUUUGACGGAAUUCUAAUUAACUGGAUCUCAUUUCGGGACACUUUUAUUUCUUUGCGGUGUAAGGUAUUGGAAAAUAUUAGAAGUUCGGAAAAAUUGGUUACCCACUCAACAAAAAUCAAGAACAACCCAAGUUCUCGUGCGGCGUUGACUAUUGCUAACGCGAAUGCUACUUCGCCGGGUACCUUUUCUGAGCUUAAUCAAGGACGAAAGUUUCAACGCAGUUGUGCGUAUUGCAAACAGGAUCAUGCCAUUUAUCGAUGUCAAGCGUUCUCGAAACUUACGGUAGUCAAACGACGUGAAUUUGUAUCGUCAAAUAAACUUUGCAUCUCAUGCAUGAAUCCCUCACACUCGGUGUCAGUCUGCGCGUCAAAGUAUAACUGCAAGACUUGUGGUGAACGUCACAACACCCUUCUGCAUUUAAAAUCCGAAAACAAGCAUUCUCAGCCUGGUCCGUCGUCGAAUCAUGUGAUCACAACGAAUCAGUCCGAUUCCAUCGAACCAAAAACUCAGUUUGUUGGCACGUCUUACACUAAUAAUACUGUCGUUCUCGGGACGGCUUGUGUCCGUAUUCAGGAUCGCUGCGGUAGCUAUCACUCAGUGAGAGUAUUAUUAGACAGUGGAUCACAGAUAUCAGCCAUAACUUCUGAGUGUGCCAACCGUAUCGGCUUGGGUCGUCAAAAAUGUCGCACGGAGAUAUCAGGCCUAGGCCAGAAUCAAGUCAUACCAGUCAAGGGUCGAACUGAAUGCUCGUUCAUUCCAGGUCAAUCCAUGGAACCAGUUAUCAGUUGCAAGGAAGUGUUGGUCCUUCCACGAAUUACUUCAUUCAUGCCAGCCAGACCUUUACCAUUAAGUGUACGUGCGCAGUAUCAAAACCUCCAACUCGCGGAUCCGGACUUUGAUAGACCUGCCCGGAUCGAUAUGCUUCUUGGUUGCGAUGUUUUUCCUUAUUUAAUUCGCCCUUGUUCGAAAAUCAUACAUUCAGAUAGCUUACCGUCAGCGUUAGAUACAUAUCUUGGUUGGGUUUUAGUUGGUACAGUGGUCAAUUCUUCAUCAAACGAUAAUUUGGCUUCAUCCAAUUCUUUAUCGAUCACGUUAAAUCCAUCUCUGGAUACAUUGCUGCACCGAUUUUGGUCCGUCGAAGAGCCUGCAACGCCAUCUAUCCCUACCACAGAGUACGAACUUUGUGAAAAAUGGUUUAAGCAGACUGUAUCGCGGAACUCGUCGGGUAGGUUUUACGUUGCAUUACCCUUCCGAGACGUCGUCUUUGCCGAGACAGGUUCACAACCUGUCACUACCGUCUCCGACUUGUCGUCCUCCCAUGGGCUCGGCUCCUCACGAUCGAUGGCCCUCAAACGGUUAUUUAAUUUGGAACAACGACUGAGUAAAGACCAGGCUCUAUACGAUGCUUACCGGUCAUUCAUGGACGAAUACUUGUCAUUGGGCCAUAUGAAGAUUGCGACACGACCAGGAAAGUAUUUCAUACCUCAUCAUGCGAAUAAUGUUGACGAAGAAAUGGUAGAUAAUCCUGGUAGUAAUAAAGAAAAUAAUGCAAAUCAAUUGCCCUCCACUUCCACCUCUCAAACUCCAUUAACACCAGUAAACUUUGAAGCUUUAAAUGUUAGGAAAAGAAAACAAACAGAUAUUGCACAGUAUGUUCCCAAGAAAAUGACAUUAGAUACACAAAAAAAAAUCGAUGAUGCCCUCUUGAAAAUGUUCACUAAAGAUUUUCAACCCUUUAAAAUGGUUGAAGAUGAGGGAUUUAAAAAUGUUGUACAUUUAUUAAAUACGUCAUAUAAAAUCCCAAAUCGUCAUACAUUAUCUAAGGUUAGCAUACCGGCAUUAUACCAAAAAUGUCUAAAUGAAACUAAAGAAAUGGUAGCGACUGAAGCUGUAAGUGGUUGUAUAACAACUGAUUGUUGGACGUCUCGGAAUAAUGCAGGUUAUAUAGCAAUUACAUUCCAUUUCAUUGACAGUUGCUUUAAACUGAAAUCCGUAUUGUUGAGCUGCCACGAAUUCUCAGAUAAUCAUACCAGCCUAAAUUUGAGUACAAAAAUUAAAUCAAUCUUAGUAGAUUGGGAUUUAGAGGGCAAAAUUAUAUUUGCCGUUUCAGACAAUGCAAGUAACAUACAGUUGGCAUUAACUAAGUUGGAGCUCAAACAUUUUGGCUGUUUUGCUCAUACCUUGAAUUUGAUUGUACAAGCAGCGCUACGUACACAAUCAGAACUGCUGGAUAAAGUUAAAGCGAUAGUAACUUAUUUUCGUAAGAGUACAUCUGCAAAUAAAAAAUUUAAUGUUUAUCAAACAAGUAAUGGUGCCAAAGAGCCUAAAAAGCUUCUACAAGGUGUUAGUACCCGAUGGAAUUCCACUUUUUAUAUGCCCGAGCGUUUUGUUGAGCUUGAAACUUCUAUUCGGGGAACACUCGGGCUUCUUGACAAUUCACCAAAAGGAUUAACUUCAGACGAGUGGAAAGUAAUCAAAGAGCUUAUUCAUAUUCUACGUCCUUUUGAAGAAGCAACUAAGGCUGUUAGUGGUGGUAAUUAUAUGACAGCUUCUAUAGUUAUUGUUAUAGCACAGGGGCUAAUAAAUGUUUAUGAACAACUGCAGAAACAGAAUUAUACAUUAAGGGUCAAUGAUGUAAUAAAAAAUAUAUUAAGUGGGAUGAAAGAAAGAGAUCGAUGGGGAAAUAUUGAAAAGAGUAAAACCUUGGCCCGCUGUACGUUUCUCGAUCCUAGAUUUAAAGAUGUUCCAUUUAGUGAAGUAUUGCAACAGACAACCAAAACCGAAAUCAUCCAGUUAACUACAGCCAUAAUAUCAUCAAGUGGGACUGGGUUAUCCGAGGAGCAAUCAAUUCCAAAUGAUUCAACCGAACCUAAAAAUAAUUAUUCAAUUUGGAGUACCGUUGAUACUAAAGUGGCCCAAAAGAAACCUGUUGGCACAAAUACAUCUAGGGCAAUAAUAGAAGUACAGUGGUAUUUGGAAGACUCACUGCAACAAAGAAAUGCAGAUCCUUUGGAAUGGUGGCAAGAAAAUAAUCAUAAUUACCCAUAUUUAAGCCAGUUAGCUAGGAAAACACUCUGUUGUCUUUUCACAUCAGUGCCUUGUGAACUCGUGUUUUCAAAAUCUGGGUUAUUGAUUAGUGAUCGGCGUACUAGAUUAAGCAGUAAUAAAGUAGAGAUGCUCAUGUUUCUUAACCAAAAUACCUAA